This is a messenger RNA of Drosophila innubila, 3880 nucleotides long. RefSeq names its product breast cancer anti-estrogen resistance protein 1 (gene p130CAS). The coding region runs from base 602 to 2953 and encodes 783 amino acids. NCBI's taxonomy places the organism in Eukaryota, Metazoa, Arthropoda, Insecta, Diptera, Drosophilidae. Gene Ontology annotation, molecular function: protein binding. The transcript has 4 exons. The record is from RefSeq and is a predicted model, not a curated record. Gene Ontology annotation, cellular component: plasma membrane; cytoplasm. Gene Ontology annotation, biological process: cell migration; cell surface receptor protein tyrosine kinase signaling pathway.
UUGUGUGACUUGCUGCGGUGCGGAACGUGUUGAGUCUUGUACGCACGGUUUGAGUUUCGUCUACUAGAUUUUGUUGAGAGUCUUUUUCGGGCGAUUAGAAACGCUGUUGAGUCGCGCGGCGAUAAGAAGGUAGCGAUAAAAAUCGCUUGAAGUCAGCAUAAAUGUUGGCCAUAUGAAAACGAUGUUGUUGCCGCUGUGAUUGUUGUUGUUGGUGCGAUUGUAGAUUGGGCAUCUUUUGUUAAAGCCACACGAAUUGUUUUUAGUGCUUGUUGGCGAAUUUCUGUGGCCCACGGUCUAAACUUGAAUUUUUUAAGCUGAUUCCGCAAAAAGCAAACAAGCAAGCGCCAAAAAAAAAACCAAACCCGAAAAAGUAAAAAAAAAGAGGAAAAAAAAAGAAACAUAUGCUGAUGUGAGCAUUGUGUUUGAGAUACAGAUACAAGUGAAGUGCUGUGACAGAGUCAAGUCGAGAUACUUAAACUAUAUUGUCCUGGAUUAAAUAUUUUUGAGUAUCUCGCUAGCUCGAUAUUAUCAUGUGCUAAGCCCGGCUCUCACAUUCAACCAAGAAGGAGUAAAGCAAUCAUCAGAUAAUCCACAACUCAAAAUGCUGGACAAACAAAGCGCCAUCUCAGUCUCCGGCUCCUGUUGCAGCUCGAAUGCAACGAACACGGACCUGGACUAUGAUGUGCCCGUCUCGCGGCGCAUUCACAUUAAAUCGAAACUUUAUGCAAAGGCCAUUUAUGAUAAUUACGCGGAUACGCCAGACGAGCUGCCCUUCAAGAAGGGCGACACCCUGACCGUCAUCGAACAGGACACCGAGGGCAUCGAGGGCUGGUGGCUUUGCUCUCUGCGCAACCGACAGGGUCUUUGUCCGGGCAACCGGUUACGCAUCUUGAACUCCUACGAUUCGGGCUGCUUUUCACCUUCACCUGCGAGUUCCCCGAUUCCAUCGCUGGCCGCCAGCACAGCCACUUUGAACAGUUCCAUUUGCUCGGCGGAGAUCUAUGAGAAUGGUUCCAUCAUCACUGCAUCGGGAGCUGGCAACAAUGGGGAGACAUCCUCCACUUCAUCAUCCUCCAACUCAAGUCAGGGCCGUGGAGUACGCAGAUCGUGGCAUGUAUCGCCCAACAAGGUCAUAACGCCACAGCGGCACGGGGAUGUGUACAUCUAUAAUUGUUCGCCCAGUUCACGCUCACCUCAGCCUCAACUUCAGGCGCAUCCUCAGCAGAUUUAUAGCAACCAAAGCAUCUAUCAGAACCUUGGCAUGAUGGGCACACCGAAUGGCAGUGGCAAUGGCAGCGAGUUCGAGACCUACGAUAUUCCCAAGCCUGCCACGCCCGUGCAACUGAACUAUGAUGCCUCCCGAGGCGUAAGGACGCCCACAUCGGGUUCAGCUUUGGGAGCACGCUUUGAUUCCCUCAAGAGUGUCGCGGCAUCCAUGUCCAUCGAGGAGGAAUCCUAUGAUGUGCCACGCCCAUUGUUGCAACAACAGCAACAACAACAACAACACACAUUGACGCCCAGCAGCUCGGCAUCUUCUUUGUUAACCAGCGAUAGUCUGUCCCUGAGCUUCUCCAGCUCUAAUCGCAGCUCGUUGGCCAACAUGCCGGACUACGACAUACCACGCCGUAAUCCUCUGCCCGUGCGUCCACAUCCGCGUCCCCAUGCCUGCACCUAUGACUUCUCGUUGCCGCCAUUGCUGGAGCAGGAACAGCGCCAUGUGCCCGCUGCUGUGAAUGCCACCAAAGAGUUGCCCUUGGAACUGAACUCGGCGCUGGAGACACUCGCCAAGUUACAGUCGGAGACAACCAUGGCCAUCACACGACUCCUCAGCUUUGUGGUGCCCCAUUGGCGUACACGUGCGCAGUUGGAACCGAACAUUAUGGAGCUGAAACUGGCUGCACUGCGUCUUCGCACCGCGUUGCAUGAUCUGGCAGAGUUUGGAGAAGGAGCACUGGGCAAUGCACAGAGAUCGGAGGAUCGCAAUCUGGCAUUGAAGCUGCGUCCUCUCGUGCGUGCCUUGAGAGAUGCCAACAAGCUGAUCCAUGACACCUCCGAGGCGUUGGAUGCCCAGGGCAGUUGGUCCGUGGAGCAGCUGGCGAGGAGUGAUGAGAAGCACGGCUGCCGGCCUCCAGAUAGCCUGGACCAGUUGAUGGCUUGUGCCCAGACUCUAACCGAGGAUGUGCGCUCCACCACGAGCUUCAUUCAGGGCAAUGCCUCGCUGCUCUUCAAGCGACAGCUGCCCACGGAUCAGGGCAAUAGUCAUAGUCAAAAUGGUGGCAUACGCGACAGCAGUGGGAGUCGAAGCAGUGCCGAGUGGCUGGAGGAUUACGAUUAUGUGGCCUUUGAAUCGAAGGAUGCGGCGGCCAAGAAGAAUCAGGCACUUAGAGAUGCCAUUCCCGCUGGCCUGAAGACACAGUUCGACAGUGCGCUGAAGAUCGCCGAGUGCACGGCGAUGGGAACGACGCCAUCGUCGGUGCCAACCACGCCCACAGCUGCCGUGGUGGCCACACCCUGCAAAUCGCCAGAGAUGACCGAUAAGGAUAAGAAGCUGGUGAGAUACUAUGCCCAACAAAUCUCCACACACAUGGGAAAUCUACUGCAGGCAAUCGACUCGUUCCUCGAGACGGUGGAAAAGAAUCAACCACCAAAGUAUUUCAUUGCCUAUGGCAAGUUUGUUGUGGUCAGUGCCCACAAUCUGGUCACCAUCGGGGACAAUGUCCAUCGCAAUAUCUCCAAGGAGGCGCUACGUGAGAAGAUUCUCCACUGCACCAACUCGCUCUCCGAAGCCCUCAAGACGUGUGUCCUCAAGUCGAAGAAGGCGGCAGCUCAUUUUCCGAGCGGAAGUGCGGUUCAGGAAAUGGUAGAUUCGGUAGUGCAUAUCAAUGAUCUGGCACGCGAUCUUAAGUCGGUGAUGCUUCAGGCCGUACAGCUGUCGGUUGGAGACGGAGCCUGAACCGUUAUUGACUGAGUUAGCGACUUGCGAUCGCUUUGGCUUUUAAAGUCUUCCAGGCUGGCAGCGCAAUGUUCCUUACUGACUACCAUGCUUCGUCUAUGCAAUAAUCCCUAACUAAAAAUUGGCAUAUCUUCCGCAUCGAUCGGCGAUAUAUCAUUUGCAUUGUGAUAUUUUUGACCAAACAUCUGAAAAUGCACAUAGCCCCAGCUAAAGUCCCAACAACGAUCGUCGCCACGAUUCGCACGAUCUCCACACAAACAUACAGUUAGUCAAGUAACAGUUUUGACAAAUUUCUAAAGUUCCAUAUUUUAUUUUGCAUAAAAAAAAACAUUAAACCUUAUUUAGGUUUCUUUUUUAUUUCAUUGUAGUUGCUUAAAGUUCUCAGAACAAGUAACAAAAAUAAACAAAAUCCAUUGGUUUAAACUAUUUUUUUAAACAAUAAACAUAUACAACUAUCUUUGUCAUAACAGUUAUUUGACAUACUGUAUGUAUAUUAAUUCAUACUAAUGUAUGUAUACAAUUACGAUUACGAGUUAGUUUUAUCUAUUUGUAAGAUCACAUCAGUCAGUCUCUGUAAAUAGCAUUCUACAAUAGCACUCCUUAAAUGUAGGUUUUUUGUACAUUGUAUUUCCCCGCAAAUUAUGUUGUAUCAGUGAAGCAUUUCUUCAAAUAAUAAUAUUUUGUAUGUAAACUCUAUAACGUAGAAAUAGCUUUACACAUCUUAUAAUUAAUUGUAACCAUUUAAAUUACGCAACAAAAAAACACUAGCAUGUAGCACAAAAAUACACAUAUAUAAAUUUACAUACGUGCAUAGUCAAAAUCUGUAAGAUUUGCAAUAAAUCUAUUAUAAUUUGCGCAAGGCAUUAGUCAGCAAUAUACGAGUAAAUACAACAAGUAAUAAAUAGCAACAAAAUAUUAGCCAUACUA